AGCUUUCCCCACACGUAUGGUGAACAAAAUAAUGUAAAUAGAAAACAGCUGAUUUCUAUUCAAAUCAAAAUUCUAUUCGUUAAAAUGGACUGUUCUGCAACGUAAGUUUUCAAAUUUUAAUUAUUAAGAAAAUUUAUAAUUUAACUUUUAUUUGGUAGUAAACCCAAACACGAUAGAGCUACGCACGAGCAACUGGAGGCAUAUGUUUCGUUUUGCCAAGCACACCCAGAAAUGGGUACGGGGAAAAAUUGCCCAAAAACGCCUCAACAGAUGAAGGAGUUGUGGCAGCAGCUGGCAUAUGAGCUUAAUUCGUGCAGAGGACCAACACGAAGUGCUGCAAAAUGGAAAGAGACGUUAGGCGUUUGGAAAAGCCAACUGCGCACUCGUGCAAGGCGGUUGAAAAUGAACCAAAGGCUCACAGGUGGAGGUCCAAGUUCCAAACCGAUGACGAACUUUGAGGAAAUGGCUUUGUCUACAUUCGGUUCGGCUGCUGUAGAUGGGGUACAAAAUGUGCAAAGCCUAGGUUUAAAGCCAAUUGAGCAAAGUGAUGAAUGCGCAAUUUCUUCACCCAUGGGUAGUCCUCUACAGAUAUGCAGUCAGGUAGAUGCAACCCCAAAUCCCGAACACCAUCCAGCAAGUCCAUCGACACCACCUACGCAUCUUAGCUUGGAAAACCAGGAUGCAUCAACUUCGGUGCUAUCACGAAAGGCACGUAAUAAGCUUAUCAGCACUUUGAUAGCUGAUAUAUCAAAAAGGAAUGCUGCUGAGGAAGAGAGGCGACGGGAGCAUCGUGAAAUGAUGCAAGCCAUUCAAGGCCUAACUAGUUCUAUAACAGAACUAAUAAAAUCGAUUUCUAAUAAUGUAAAAUAAUAUAUAUAAUAAUAU
Bactrocera dorsalis (oriental fruit fly) is the source of this 885-nucleotide messenger RNA. RefSeq lists its product as uncharacterized. The transcript is spliced from 3 exons. The record is from RefSeq and is a predicted model, not a curated record. The coding region runs from base 232 to 870 and encodes 212 amino acids. NCBI's taxonomy places the organism in Eukaryota, Metazoa, Arthropoda, Insecta, Diptera, Tephritidae.